This is a messenger RNA of Archocentrus centrarchus (flier cichlid), 1399 nucleotides long. Its product is annotated as Ig-like V-type domain-containing protein FAM187A. Lineage: Eukaryota; Metazoa; Chordata; Actinopteri; Cichliformes; Cichlidae. The record is from RefSeq and is a predicted model, not a curated record. The coding region runs from base 3 to 1337 and encodes 444 amino acids. The transcript is spliced from 5 exons.
UUAUGCAGAGAGGGUUUAUUCAAACUGUGACUUUAAAAGAGCCCGCUCUCUCCUCAGAGAUGCCUUUCCCAUCCUUCUCCACUGUCUUUCUCCUCAUCCUGUCUCCAGAGGUGUGGAGCUAUGAGGCCCCUGAAGAUAAACAGGAUGUGUUUGCCAGAACAUCCUGUCCUGCCUUUCUGACCUUCACUAAUGCUGCCUACCUGUCAGGAGUCACUGUGGAGCUGCCUUGCCUCUGCAAACCGGAGCAGGUCCAGUCAGUUGUUUGGUUUUUCCGGAAACAUUUGGAACACCCAGGGAACACCAGAGCACUGAUUGAUCACCAUGGCAACCAGCUGCUGGAUACCAGUCUGGUCCCUCACAGCGGUGACCUGCGGAGCCGCUUCUCCAUCCGGCUCUUCAGCCUGCUGAUCUUCAGAGCUGGGCCCGAUGAUGCUGGCAUCUACAUCUGUGGUUCUGCCCACAAAGACUUCUUCUAUGGUUAUGACCUGGACAUCCAGGAAGCUCAAAUGCUCAGCUUCACCAGCAGACUCACUUCAGAAACUGAGAACAGGAACCAGAGGGCCAACCUGAGCUCGACUCUGUAUUGGCUCUUCACCAGCUUCCGGCCGUGGUCAGUCUGCGAUCGCUGUGGUGUGCCAGGCGAACAGGUCCGUGUGGGUCUCUGCUACAUAAGCUCCCAUUUCCUGCAUGUGCGCUACAGGCGGGCCAAUCAGACGGUCACGUCAUGCGGCUCAGAGGCGGUACCAAGAGCCUUCAGCCAUGUGAAGCAAAGCAGAGUCAGGGCAAAGCUGGAGGUCAGAAGCUGUCAUGUGACUUGUCCAAGUCAAGCCCCACCCUCCUCCAAGCUGCUUGCUCUGAUGACUUUUCUUGGGUACAGUUCUGCCUCCUUGCCAACCGAGGUACCAGUGUUCUACCUGAACCACCCAGAGGACCAGGUCCUUACCCUGGGCUGUCCUGGGGCACAGCCUAAUAUGGCUGUUGCCUGGGACCGAGGGUCUAAUCCCAUUUACCGAUAUGGGCACUCAUCAGGCACCAACACUGGCAGCACAGACCUCAGACUGCUCAUAGACACCGGACACCACCUGCUGUUCCAGCCAGCUAAAACUCAGGACUCAGGCAUCUACUACUGCUGGCUGGAUGGUCGCCGGGCUGCAGAGAUCCAUCUCCUCGUGUACUCUCACUUUGGGCGGAGCCAGUCAGUGCUGUCACAUCCUGACCUUCUGACCGCUGUGAGGACCUUGUUAGGGUCUUAUGCAGCCAUGACGGCUGCGUUUUUCCUGCUGAUGCUGGGCAGAGCUGUGCUGAGACACCGCAGAGAAGAAACCCACGUGGAUUAAAGUCGUGUUGUGUUCAGAGAUUUGUUAGACGGUUUUAUGUAACAAACUGCCUCCAGGGCUAC